UCGGGAGCUUCGAGGGAGUCCGAAGACGCCGGCUUGUGACAGGGAGGGGGAGCAGGAGGGCUGCGUGGAGGUUACCUCUGCGUCCCUUCGCUCCCCGGACCCUCGGAAAAAAACCAGCACCCCGGCCCCGCGGUCAGCCCCUUCCCUCAGGCUCUCUCCGCUCGAUUUCACCACCGUUAUGUGGGAAGCGAAUCCGGAGAUGUUUCACAAAGCGGAAGAAUUCUUAUCCAAGACGACAGACAGCGAGGUGGAUGAGAUGGACACGUCAGACACUCAGUGGGGCUGGUUUUACCUGGCAGAAUGCGGCAAGUGGCACAUGUUUCAGCCGGAUACCAACAUUCAGUGUUCAGUUAGCAGUGAAGAUAUCGAAAAAAGCUUCAAAGCAAACCCUUGUGGCUCCAUUUCUUUUACUACUUCCAAAUUCAGCUACAAGAUAGACUUUUCAGCAAUGAAGCAGAUGAAUCUCACCACUGGAAAACAGCGCUUAAUAAAAAGAGCCCCCUUUUCUAUCAGUGCUUUCAGUUACAUCUGUGAGAAUGAGGCCAUCCCCAUGCCGCCCCACUGGGAGAACGUGAAUACCGAGCUGCCCUAUCAGCUCAUUCCUUUGCACAAUCAGACACAUGAAUACAAUGAAGUUGCUAGUCUCUUUGGGAAAACAAUGGAUCGCAACAGAAUUAAAAGAAUUCAGAGAAUUCAAAACCUAGACUUGUGGGAGUUCUUUUGCAGGAAAAAGGCUCAGCUCAAGAAAAAAAGAGGUGUGCCUCAGAUAAAUGAGCAGAUGCUAUUCCAUGGUACCAGCAGUGAAUUUGUGGAAGCAAUUUGCAUUCAUAACUUUGAUUGGAGAAUCAACGGUAUACACGGUGCUCUCUUUGGAAAAGGAACCUAUUUUGCUCGCGAUGCUGCUUACUCCAGCCGCUUCUGCAAAGAUGACAUAAAGCAUGGAAACACCUUCCAGAUUCAUGGUGUAAGCCUGCAACAGCGACAUCUGUUUAGAACACAUAAAUCUAUGUUUCUCGCCCGAGUGCUGAUUGGAGAUUACAUAAACGGAGACUCCAAAUACAUGCGCCCUCCUUCCAAAGAUGGGAGCUACGUGAAUCUGUAUGACAGCUGCGUGGAUGACACCUGGAAUCCCAGGGUCUUCGUGGUGUUCGACGCCAACCAGAUCUACCCUGAGUACUUGAUAGACUUUCAUUGAUUUCACUUCCGAGUUUCCACAAUCAAGAAAGUUUUAUUCUUUUUCGCAGGGAGUUCUGCUUGCCGGUCAUCUAGCUGCUCAGUGUUAAUUAUCUGACCCUUUGGAAGCAGAUAUGAAAGAAAGUGGCCUCCCUAUAAAAAGACAUACUGACUCCAGGGUUGGUUUGUUGUUGUUUUGUUUUUGUCCGUUCCUCAUGUCUGUCACUGAUGUUUGUUAAAGAUUGAUACCAUUGCUGUUUUAACACCUGGGGUGAAAGACAGCGCUCAAAAUGGAAAUCAGCCAAGUCACUCCAUCUUUCAAGUUUACAUGUGUGUCUUCAGGGUAAAUGUUUCUGGCUCAAAUAGACUUAUUCAUAUAUAUGUUCAAAAAAUAAAAAUAUAGACCUAAACGUGUCCCUUCAGAGGAACUGAGCCUUUGUAAACGAAUUCUGAAAUGAUUGUCCACUGAUCAAUGUGUUGUUUUCUCAGUCUUCUGAAAGGGGGGAUUUAAAAGCUUGAGGCAUCCUGAGCACCUUGAGAGAAAUCAGAAACAAGGGAAUCAUUGGCAGUGCUGCUAAACAAGCCAGAAGGAGGGGAUCAGGACAGGGUGCCCUGUUCCCGAUGCCUUCGGACGGCAGGCUGCACACGCAGCCUCACUCCUCUCCUUCUCUUCUGCCUCCUGCGGCUGAGCUGCCCUUAAUCAGCCUGCACUUCAUUUCCCAGCGCUCCCAAAUUCUUGUACCAAGACUUACUGCACCUUCAAAAUGAAACUUUUAUUUAUUAUUUAAAACACAUACUUUCCCUUUGUUUCAGGGUCCCUGCCAUGAAUACUUCUAAGAGGCUUUUUUAUCUGCUUCCCCCACAGACACAGCCAUUCAGCAAUGAUUUAUAAAAUUCACACUGCUAAAUUAUAUCUCCCCAUUUUGAAUCAUUUGCAGAAAGCCUGGGAUGCUUGGAACAAAUCUGGUUUAUUCUUUUGAGUAGCAAUUGACAAUCUGCUAACCCUCUUGAAAAGUUAGGCACAAUUCAUAAUCGUGUUCAGUGGAAGCUUGUUUAUGUGCUCCAUCUGUUUGGCUCUUCUAUUUUAAGGAGGAAUAAGUAACGUGGGAACAGUUUCCUGCCCCUAAAGCUAUUUUAGCAGAGGGUGGACAACAGUUCGGCGGAGAUUUAUACAGGAGUUCAGAUGUCAGGUGGGGAAUUGGCCAUAUGAUUGUUGAGUUCUUCCAACCUUGAUUUUCUAUUAUUCUACCUGAGAAAAAAGAAUGCUGGUCUCUUUUCUGGGAAACCUUUUUCAAACUCAGUUUAAUACUCAAUUCCAUCUCCAUGAUCUUCACCCAGUUUGGGCUGAAAGAUAGUGAACAUAAUUUAACUUCUCAAGAAGAAUCCAGUAAAUGUCCAUGCUUGGGACACUCCGUUCCAUCGCUUGAACUGGGAAGGCAUCUAGAAAUAACACAAGUAAGGAGGAGGGAGCAAGAUCAGGUAUGUAGUUCUUCAGCUGCCAUGUACCGCCAGAUCUAGCCCAGAAUGCACGUGAUUAUGCCGCUGAAAGGGAGCGGUACUCAUUGAGUACCUAGUACUCAGGAAAUUGCACGUCCAAGACUUAGAAGCCAAGUGACAAAAAAGAUUUCCUGACUCUGAUGUUCAGACUAACGGCUGGUUUAGAAGUACUGGUAGUGCUUAGAAAGGACAUAUUUUAUUUAGAAGCGUGCAGAGGUCAUCAGGGAAAGAGAGGAGGGAAAGGCACCAGGCUGCCUCGUGGGAGGUACACACCGCUACUCUAGACUCGCUCACAAAACACAACCUUAGAGGCAUCAAGUCAGAUUUUGAAAAUCUUUUUCUUCUACUCAUUUCUUAUUUAUGUACAAAAUAAUGUUAAAAUUGUCCCCACUUCAACGUGAUUAUCUUUUUUUUUUUCCAAUUUAAUGUGAUUGCCUCUGGCAGCAGUUCAGUGGGGUUACUGUUGCAGCUCUAGGCACUGGAUCUAAUCUUCAGGAGACUAAGAGCCGUUGAAACAUGCAAGGCAAGCUGUGUGAACUUUGCUAGCUGGUGCAUCUGUAGGAGGCAGAGAGCCCUGCAAUAGACAUUGUAAGUCACAACUGUGCUGUUAUUCAUGUCUGAGACCAUACUCCAACUCCCCUUUUAUAAGAAAGAGCUGAUUUCGAUGACCUUUUUAAACGUGAUAGUGUGGAGUUCAUUGAUGUUAGCAUUCUGUUUUGAUCCGUAGGUUGCGUUGAGAAUCAUAUCAGCGUGUAAUAAGACCAGAUACCACCGUUUGCCAUCUUUUCCUCUUGUCAUCACAUAGUGUGUGUGGGGGGAGUGAGGAGGGGGGCAGUGAGGGUGGGAAGAGAAACCAUUCGAGAGUCAUGAAUAAAUGAUUUUUAAAAUUCUACAGUGAAUACACUUCCACCAAUAGUGACUUUUCUUUUCCACUUUGGUAAUAUCAGCCUCAGGUUUAAAAAAAAAUGUUUUUAUAAGACACAGUCUCCUAAAUCUUGUGGUGACAAACAAGAAGGUUUUGUAUUAGUGCCGCUUUUGAUUUCUAGACUGUUCCAGGGGAGGGUCAAGACCUGGGGGCUGUUUGGGAUGUAUGAAUAUAUUGUUUUUACAUGGAGUGAUUAAAGCUUUCCAUGACAGG
Hippopotamus amphibius kiboko is the source of this 3808-nucleotide messenger RNA. It is a transcript of the gene PARP11, whose product is annotated as poly(ADP-ribose) polymerase family member 11. NCBI's taxonomy places the organism in Eukaryota, Metazoa, Chordata, Mammalia, Artiodactyla, Hippopotamidae. The transcript is spliced from 8 exons. The coding region runs from base 179 to 1195 and encodes 338 amino acids. The record is from RefSeq and is a predicted model, not a curated record. Gene Ontology annotation, molecular function: NAD+ poly-ADP-ribosyltransferase activity.